Raphanus sativus (radish) is the source of this 324-nucleotide messenger RNA. RefSeq lists its product as uncharacterized. NCBI's taxonomy places the organism in Eukaryota, Viridiplantae, Streptophyta, Magnoliopsida, Brassicales, Brassicaceae. The transcript has a single exon. The record is from RefSeq and is a predicted model, not a curated record. Bases 1 to 324 code for a protein of 107 amino acids.
AUGGCGAUCUCUCUUCUUCCCAGACCCUUCAUCUCGCUCGCUACAAGCAAAAGCUCCAACCUUUCACCCAGGGUUUUCUCCCUUAGGCUAUCAUGUUCUUCGAAUAUUCCAGAGAAGAGAUCAUUCGCUGUUGCAACCGGUGAGAAGUUCAUCGGACUCGCGUCGAGGCUUUUGAAGAGGUCCAAUCAACGGACGACGCCUGAGGUUGAUGAUGGAGAUAGAAUAGGAACAGUAAUUGAAGAUGAGGUUGAUCCAGCGACGAUAUGGAAACAAAGGGUUAAAGACGUAGAUGUUGGUAAUAUGAGAACAGAGACAAGUCAAUAG